AUGACACACGGGACUGGACAGUUUGUGCAAUUUCAAAAGAACUCAAGCCAUCACACUGGAAUCAAGCGUUCUCCCUUUGCUGCUCUGUUUGGUGCCGAUACGAAGGUAGGAUUGACAUCAUCCAGCCUCCCCCAAGAUUUCAUUGCAAGGUUGCAAACUGAACAUGACCUCCUGUCUGCAGUAUCCCAUCCAAACCCAGUCGAGCAAUCCAGCGAGGAAGCAGAACCUGUACCAGUCUCAACCAUCUCUGUACGUCAGGAGGAAAUUAGGCUGCAGAGAGAGAGUGCCAGAGAUACCCAGUUCCAGCAGGCAGAGAGAAUGGUCAAACGAAGUCGCAUUGUGUUUUCUAGUGUGCAGAUCGGAAGCAAUGUGACGGUGCCCAUUCCUUCAGUUGACAGAGGACGUGCAGAUCCUAGGAACAUCAUCGGAGUUGUGACAGAGUGCAGUGACAACGAGUUGUAUACAAUUGCUGUAAAAGGAGGAAUAUUGGAUCGAAAGUACUCAGAAACCAAUUCGAUGUGUGUGCUACGACCUUGUAUUCACCCAAUGAUGUCUGUACAGAUAAGGACAUUUCCCCUCGUCAAGAUGCGGUGGACAAGGUGGAAGAUUGCACGACCCAUGCAAUGA
Gigantopelta aegis is the source of this 627-nucleotide messenger RNA. RefSeq lists its product as uncharacterized. NCBI's taxonomy places the organism in Eukaryota, Metazoa, Mollusca, Gastropoda, Neomphalida, Peltospiridae. Bases 1 to 627 code for a protein of 208 amino acids. The transcript is spliced from 2 exons. The record is from RefSeq and is a predicted model, not a curated record.